GGUCUUGCUCCCAGCAGCCUCCGCGGUGGAUACGUCGCCAUCUUGGAUCCGCGGGACAAGAAAAUUCAUGCGUACUGUGAGGAAAGGACACGACUCUAUGGUGAGGACUGAUGGACAUACAUUAUCUGAGAAAAGAAACUACCAGGUGACAAACAGCAUGUUUGGUGCUUCAAGAAAGAAGUUUGUAGAGGGGGUCGACAGUGACUACCAUGACGAAAACAUGUACUACAGCCAGUCUUCUAUGUUUCCACAUCGGUCAGAAAAAGAUAUGCUGGCAUCACCAUCUACAUCAGGUCAGCUGUCUCAGUUUGGGGCAAGUUUAUACGGGCAACAAAGUGCACUAGGCCUUCCAAUGAGGGGGAUGAGCAACAAUACCCCUCAGUUAAAUCGCAGCUUAUCACAAGGCACUCAGUUACCGAGCCACGUCACGCCAACAACAGGGGUACCAACAAUGUCACUUCACACGCCUCCAUCUCCAAGCAGGGGUAUUUUGCCUAUGAAUCCUAGGAAUAUGAUGAACCACUCCCAGGUUGGUCAGGGCAUUGGAAUUCCUAGCAGGACAAAUAGCAUGAGCAGUUCAGGGUUAGGUAGCCCCAACAGAAGCUCGCCAAGCAUAAUAUGUAUGCCAAAGCAGCAGCCUUCUCGACAGCCUUUUACUGUGAACAGUAUGUCUGGAUUUGGAAUGAACAGGAAUCAGGCAUUUGGAAUGAAUAACUCCUUAUCAAGUAACAUUUUUAAUGGAACAGAUGGAAGUGAAAACGUGACAGGAUUGGAUCUUUCAGAUUUUCCAGCAUUAGCAGACCGAAACCGAAGGGAAGGAAGUGGUAACCCAACUCCAUUAAUAAACCCCUUGGCUGGAAGAGCUCCUUAUGUUGGAAUGGUAACAAAACCAGCAAAUGAGCAAUCCCAGGACUUCUCAAUACACAAUGAAGAUUUUCCAGCAUUACCUGGUUCCAGCUAUAAAGAUCCAACAUCAAGUAAUGAUGACAGUAAAUCUAAUUUGAAUACAUCUGGCAAGACAACUUCAAGUACAGAUGGACCCAAAUUUCCUGGAGAUAAAAGUUCAACAACACAAAAUAAUAACCAGCAGAAAAAAGGGAUCCAGGUGUUACCUGAUGGUCGGGUUACUAACAUUCCUCAAGGGAUGGUGACGGACCAAUUUGGAAUGAUUGGCCUGUUAACGUUUAUCAGGGCAGCAGAGACGGACCCAGGAAUGGUACAUCUUGCGUUAGGAAGUGACUUGACAACAUUAGGCCUCAAUCUGAACUCUCCUGAAAAUCUCUACCCCAAAUUUGCAUCACCCUGGGCAUCUUCACCUUGUCGACCUCAAGACAUAGACUUCCAUGUUCCAUCAGAGUACUUAACGAACAUUCACAUUAGGGAUAAGCUGGCUGCAAUAAAACUUGGCCGAUAUGGAGAAGACCUGCUCUUCUAUCUCUAUUACAUGAAUGGAGGAGACGUAUUACAACUUUUAGCUGCAGUAGAGCUUUUUAACCGUGAUUGGAGAUACCACAAAGAAGAACGAGUAUGGAUUACCAGGGCACCAGGCAUGGAGCCGACAAUGAAAACCAAUACGUAUGAGAGGGGAACAUAUUACUUCUUUGACUGUCUUAACUGGAGGAAAGUAGCUAAGGAGUUUCAUCUGGAAUACGACAAAUUAGAAGAACGGCCUCACCUGCCAUCCACCUUCAACUACAACCCUGCUCAGCAAGCCUUCUAAAAAAAAAAAAAAAAAAAAAAAAAAAGACUUCCCUUUUCUUGGGGUAUGGCUGUCUCAGCACAAUACUCAACAUAACUGCAGAACUGAUGUGGCUCAGGCACCCUGGUUUUAAUUCCUUGAGGAUCUGGCAAUUGGCUUAUGCAAAGGGUCACCAUUUGAGGUCCUGCCUUACUAAUUAUGUGCUGCCCAACAACUAAAUUUGUAAUUUGUUUUUCUCUAGUUCAAGCAGGGUCUGAAUUUUUUUCAUUUAUUUUCUUUUUUUUGCCAGCAGACAGACUUGGGUCUGUAAAGACAAGCAAGUACACUGACAGAAGUUUACCAUUUAGUUUCUAAAAUGUAAAAAAGAAAACCCACAAAAGACUCAACAGAAUUAGACCGCAAAAUUUGCAUUGUUCAUUGUAGCACUAUUGGUAAUAAAAUAACAAAUGUUUGUGCAUUUUUAUGUGAAGAUCCUUCUCGUAUUUCAUUUGGAAAGAUGAGCAAGGUCUGCUUCCUUCAUUUUACUUCCCCUUCUGUUUUUGAAAGGCAGUUUCGCCAAGCUUAACGCAAGAAUAUCUGACUGUUUAGAAGAAAGAUAUUGCCACAAUCUCUGGAUGGUUUCCAGGGUUGUGUUAUUACUGAGCUUCAUCUUUCCAGAAUGAGCAAAACACUGUCCAGUCUUUGUUACGAUUUUGUAAUAAAUGUGUACAUUUUUUUUAAAUUUUUGGACAUCACAUGAAUAAAGGUAUGUAUGUACGAAUGUGUAUAUAUUAUAUAUAUGACAUCUAUUUUGGAAAAUGUUUGCCCUGCUGUACCUCAUUUUUAGGAGGUGUGCAUGGAUGCAAUAUAUGAAAAUGGGACAUUCUGGAACUGCUGGUCAGGGGACUUUGUCGCCCUGUGCACUAAAGGGCCAGAUUUUCAGCAGCCAAGGACAUCCAUACCCAAGUGAAUGUGAUGGGACUUAAAGAAGUGAACUGAGACAAUUCACUCUGGCUGUUUGAACAGCAGCGUUUCAUAGGAAGAGAAAAAAAAAAGAUCAAUCUUGUAUUUUCUGACCACAUAAAGGCUUCUUCUCUUUGUAAUAAAGUAGAAAAGCUCUCCUCACUGCAGUGUUGA
This is a messenger RNA of Canis lupus familiaris (dog), 2815 nucleotides long. It is a transcript of the gene CNOT2, whose product is annotated as CCR4-NOT transcription complex subunit 2. Gene Ontology annotation, biological process: regulation of DNA-templated transcription; regulation of stem cell population maintenance; nuclear-transcribed mRNA poly(A) tail shortening. Lineage: Eukaryota; Metazoa; Chordata; Mammalia; Carnivora; Canidae. The record is from RefSeq and is a predicted model, not a curated record. Gene Ontology annotation, cellular component: P-body; CCR4-NOT core complex.